Messenger RNA from Lampris incognitus (smalleye Pacific opah), 3555 nucleotides. RefSeq names its product ubiquitin specific peptidase 1 (gene usp1). The record is from RefSeq and is a predicted model, not a curated record. Bases 170 to 2653 code for a protein of 827 amino acids. Gene Ontology annotation, cellular component: nucleus; cytosol. Gene Ontology annotation, biological process: protein deubiquitination. Lineage: Eukaryota; Metazoa; Chordata; Actinopteri; Lampriformes; Lampridae. Gene Ontology annotation, molecular function: cysteine-type endopeptidase activity; cysteine-type deubiquitinase activity. The transcript has 9 exons.
CGGGUCUUGCGGUAGGAAAAAGCGCCAACUUCUGCCUGCGCCGUCCGAAUUGUGAAAUACUAUUUCGACGGGUUCACGUUUUGGGAGAACAAAAUGAAAGAGAAUACCCUCAAAGUAGCUGAAAUGAAGCAGUAAGUGAGGUGCGCUGUUGCCACUCAAAUCGUGAGGGAUGCCAGGUCUACAGGGUGCAAACGUUGGGACGGCCCCCGGGAGCCCCGUCAAGAAAAGUAGACUGUCUCUCAGGUUUUUCCAGAAGAAAGAAGCCAAACGAGUGCUGGACUUUUCUGAGCCUCCGGCAGAUGACGAAUGUAAAACAGAACCUGAAGAUCCCAUGGCAAGUGAUCAAGUUGUGCCCGGCCCUACUCCCUGCCCAGCCUCCCCUGGCCCUCUCCUGACAUGUGAGAAGAGAGAGAACUUGAUGCCAUUUGUGGGACUCAACAACUUGGGCAACACCUGCUAUCUAAACAGUAUUUUACAGGUGUUGUACUACUGUCCAGGGCUCAGAGAUGGCCUCAAGAAACUGUACAGCCUGUCCAAAACAAAAGACAAGCCAAAGGAAGAAACUGCUAAAAGUGAUGUGGAGCAAGCAGAAAGCACAGAGGAGGCCUUACCAGCUCACAUGGAGCUGCUUGGGAGCUUCAACAGCCUGAUAACAUCGGUGGAGCAGCUCCAGUCGAGCUUCCUGCUCAACCCUGACAAAUACAGCGAAGGAGAACUGGCCACACCACCUCGCAAAAUACUGCACACACUCAGGCAGCUGAACCCCAUGUAUGAAGGCUACCUCCAGCAUGAUGCCCAGGAGGUGCUGCAGUGCAUCCUGGGAUAUAUCCAAGAUGCCUGCAUCACCAUCAGGAAGGAGCAGCAAGAAGAGAGGAAUAUACCCGAAGUCAAAUCGGAGAAUGUCAGCAAUGUGGAUCCCAUUGGUUCUUCAACUGAAACCAAAACUCCCACUGAGGAAGACUGCCAAGUCAGCGGCAAGCGAAAGAGUGACACUGAGGCAGGAAAUCCCAAAAAGAAGCCAAAAUCUGUCAAGUCCAAGAAAUAUGAUGUUGGUGGGGACAGUGGUAAUGAAAAUAAACCAUUCACACGCUCCAAGAGGAAGUCCUCGAGUGACAUCACCACAGACAGCACGCAGGAUGAAGAGGAAGAUGGAACAAUGAGACAGAAUGGCAAGAAAGAAGGAGGGGGUGGGGGGGAGGGGAAAGGUGAGAAGGAACUUAAGGUGGAUGUGGAGGACAAGAAGAAGAAAAGGGCCAGGCUUAGCUGGCUGAAGCCUUCUGUGAAGCAGCCCAGUAUCUUCUCUAAGUUCCACAGCAUGGGGAAGAUCAGCUCUACCAGUGGAACUAAAAACCAGGGCAAACUAGACACGGAGAAUGAACUGAACAAGAAUCAAACUCAGAAUGGGAAAAACAUCCAAGAGCCUGCCGCACAGAACGUGGUUGACGACAAGAAUCAAUGGGCAGCGAAGAGUCAAGAGGGUCUGGACCUGAUGGAGCGGUUGUUUCAGGGAUGUCUGGUUCUGAGGACACGCUGUCUAGAGUGUGAGAGCUACACAGAGAGGAGGGAGGACUUUCAAGACAUCAGUGUCCCAGUCCAGGAGGACCAACCCAGCAGCCCAGAUAACCUCUCUGAGGUCUCACCAGAUCCGAAAUCAGAGUUGAAGACUCUUAAAUGGGCCAUCUCCCAGUUUGCUUCAGUGGAGCGCAUUGUUGGGGAAGAUAAGUACUUCUGUGAGACGUGCCACCAUUACACAGAGGCUGAGAGGAGUCUUCUGUUUGACAAAACUCCUGAAGUCAUCACCAUUCACCUCAAGUGCUUCUCUGCCAACGGUUUGGAACUGGACCCAUAUGCUGGCCUGUCAAAGGUGAACACUCCCUUACAGACCCCCCUAACUCUCUCCCUAGAGGAGUGGUGCACACGGCCUUCGUCUAGUGAGGGGAGAAACUACCAGCUUUUUGCCGUGGUCAUGCACAGCGGUGUCACCAUCAGUAGUGGUCAUUACACCACCUACAUUCGCAUGUCGGAUCUGAAAGAUGUAAGGCUCUGGCCAUGGGACAAAAAAGGACAAGAGGAGACAAGGGAAGGUGGUGGGGUGACACAGCAGAAAGAGGAGGUGCUGAGGUAUGACGACGGGGAGGUGUCUUUCAGCAUUGGCGAAAGGGGACAGAACAGAGCAGACGCUAACUGCAGUUCAGCCUGUGGCAUUGCCAGCAAAGCAGGGGGCAAAAAGUUGUCUGAGGUUGGAGUGGGGCUCCUAGGGGGCCAAAGGAGUGUAUCGAGUUAUGAGCUCUCAAACAGCAGCAAACAGGCAGACAAACCAAACAGCAGCGGGGUGACCGAGACUUCCAGGCACAGGAGAACAACCAGUAGCUUGGAGCCAAAAACAGAAACUGGGCUGAGAAAGGAGCCUGAGGCUGGAGAUUCAGUCAGCAACAAGGAAGUUUCAUCAACGGGCUGUGGCAGGACGGAGGCCACAGACCAGCAGGUGCUGAAUAGUCUCCUGCGGUAUGAGGGCAAAUGGUUGCUGUUUGAUGACUCUGAGGUGCGUUUGUUCGAAGAGGAAGAUUUUCUGAGAGCCUGCUCCCCUGAGACCUGCUCCACAUCCACUCCUUACCUGCUCUUCUACAGGAGAAUGCCUGGCCCUGGACACUAAGCCAGACACGGAGUACGCUGUUGACUUUGGGAGAUUUGUAGUGUGUGCUGAUCAGGCUGUCUGUCCACUGAACACCCGGAAAGGGCUGUGAAAUAUACCAAGCGAAGUGUUUGGGUAAGCUAAAUAAACUCAACUUAUUCAUUUUCAAAAAGGUUAAUAACAAAUACUGGCUGCCAUAUUAUCAUCUGUGUCAGAGAGACUGUUUUCUUCCUGGGACUUAAAUGUCAAGUCUUGACUUCUUGUGUGUCUUGCCUUCACCCAUCAAAAAAAUACUACUAUUCUUUGUGAUUUGGGGACCCACCCAAAACAUGCCCAUGGAGCCACUUAUGGAUGUCCAGAUCUGUGACUGGGAGAACGCAGCCUUCUGCUGCCUGUCCCAUUUCUUUUAAAUGGGCUUCAGUAUUCUGUCGCUGUCCAGAAUUCUUUUUGAAAUAUGUUUCAGGUUCUUUCUAAUAAAGAGGUUUAUCUCACCUUGAACAUUUUGGAUUCCUUUUCAGUUUGGAAAUGCAGUUUGGCACUCAUAACAUUUGAGAUGACAACCUAUGGCCAUUCCAUAUGCAAACAUGGAGGCGUAGUGGGUGUAGAUAGAAUUCGAUAUUCCCUGAUUUAGAAAAGAUAGAAGUAAGGAAAACACUCUGAACUCCUCUCCAGUCACAGGGCAGGGUAAAGAAUAUGACCUUUUUGGGGUUGAAGAACUUAAUAAGCUGUUGAAGGUGACAAAGUAGUUCCACAUGUAAAAAUCUUUUGUCAGAAAACAUUUUUGCUUGACUUCUGUCCAUUUCUGUCCCAACCUCUUGUCAAUAACUACCUUGCACUGAUCCACUCCAAUUUUAAGCGUGUGUGAUUAUAUAAAUAAGAACACAUUAAUCUUUGUACAUAUAUCGAGAAUGGAAUUUCUAUGG